This is a messenger RNA of Prorocentrum cordatum, 2040 nucleotides long. The record is from the annotation of a GenBank genome assembly. NCBI's taxonomy places the organism in Eukaryota, Dinophyceae, Prorocentrales, Prorocentraceae.
UCGACAUCUGCCCGGCCGAUGGCCAGCAGAGCUGCCGCCCGCGACGCCCCUGGGCCUCUGAAAGCAGGCUCGGGCGUGUGGGCGUUCUACCACGCGCCCAGCCAUCGACAAGGCUUCCGCUACGUGAGGCUGCUGGAGAGCGAGGAGGGCGGACGCCCGGCCGAGGCCGCUCCCGGCGCGGGCACGGUGGGCCUCUCCACGGGCUGGGUCGAGGCGACCGUGGCCGAGGACUGGCGGCCUGCCGAGGGGGGCGGGAAGAGCGCCCAGGUGGUGGUCCACCUGCGCGGCUUCUUCGCCGACCCCUACCGGCCGGACCCCGAGCCGGUGGACUGCAUGUACUGGAAGCUCGGGCGCGGGCUCGUGCGGCCCCUGGACGAGUCACGGCCGCCCGUGGAGCUGUCGUUGUUCGUGGCGAGGUGGUGGCAGUACGACAACCCCGAGGCGCGUGCCCGCUCCCACAACAUCCUGCACAAGGGCCUCAUGGAGGACGUCCUCGAGGGCAAGGGGUCUCCGCACGAGGCCUUCGGGACCGCUGGCCAGUACGAGGUCUACACCGCCUUCGUGCGAGGCGGCGAGGACCUGGACGCCCUCGGCGAGGGCCUCGCCGCGCAGCUGCACAGCCGGCGCCGGGCGGCGCUCUACUUCCUGUGGCCCUCGCAGCGGCUCGGCCGCGAGCGCUUCGCGGCGGGCUACGUGGCCGAGCGGUCGCUCACGGGCCUGAUGCGGCGCAUGGAGGCCGGCGGCGUCAGGACGUGCUGGCCGCACCCGGUCCGGCUCUACGAGGAGCUGGCGACGAAGCGCUGGGCGGCGGCCCUGGGGCCGCGCGCGGCGGCGCUGCGGGUGCCGCCCACGGUGGUCGUCUCCAAGGCCGACGUGGACGGCGGCGCGCCGCAGGCGGCCGAGGCCGCGCUGCACAGGCUGCGGCGCCUCCGCAGCGACGUCCACGGCGGGGGGCCGCAGCGGCUCGAGGCGUACCGCGGGGUGGCGAAGCUCGGCUUCAGCUGGCAGGGGGAGGGCGUGCUCCCCUUCGUGGGGCCGGCCGGCCUGGAGCGCGCGCUGAGGAAGCUCCUCGAGGGCGCGGACCCGGGGGCGACGUGCCUCGUGCAGGAGCGCGUGCAGCACGUCCGGUGCGAGCUGCGCGUCUUCUGCUGCAGGGACCACGCGGCCGGGCCGGGGGCCAUGCGCGCCGAGCUGGUGCGCAUGCGGCUCAAGGAGCCGCGCCACCGCGAGAUCGACGGGAGCUUCGCCAUGGCAGGCGCCACGACCAUGACGGCGGCGGAGGCGGCCGAGGCGGCCUUCGGCGGCAGCAUGGCGGCGCUGGGCGCCGCGGAGGCGGAGGCGCGCCGCCUCGCGGGGCUCUGGCUGGAGUGGCUGCAGGGCGCGGACGGGCCGGGGCUCCCCCAUGUCUGCCGCCUGGACUUCAUGGUCUCCGUGCCACCCGCCCCGCCCCCCGCGCAGCCCUCGCGGGGCCCGGGCGGCCGCGGCGGCGCCCGCCGCGCCGCCACGCCGGCGCCGGCGCGCGCCGCCCCCGAGGUGCACACGGUGGAGAUCACCGAGCUGGGCGGCGCGACGUGCGGCCUGUCGGUGCACGCGCGGACGGUGGCCGUGCUGAACGAGUGCGUGCUGGGCGGCGGCGGCGCGGAGGGCGAGGGCUCGCUGCCUCCCCCCGCCGGCUUCCCGUGGCCGCUGCCGCCCCUGCAGGUCGGGGGCGCGGAGGGCUCGGUGGCCGCCAGGGGCGCCAGGCCGGCCGGCGCCGCGGUGGGGGCCUGGCUGCUGGGCGCGGCUCGGCGGUGCGCGCUCGGAGCCUGCGUGGAGCUGCUGCGGCCGCCGCUGGCGCGGGAGGCGCUGCUCUGGGCCACGCUGCUGCUGCUUCGGCUGCGGGCCGUCGCUUCCAGGUGGUCGGGCCCAGUGCUCUGCCUGGCGCUCGCGGCCGCCUGGCGCGCCGCCGCGCGGAAGCGGCGGCCCGCGCCGCUGGGGGGCGGCCCCCCGUCGGACCACAGGACCGACCGGGCCGACGCCGCCACCAAGGGGGGCGCGUAG